Molecule: messenger RNA, 1271 nt
Organism: Sorex araneus (European shrew)
Lineage: Eukaryota; Metazoa; Chordata; Mammalia; Eulipotyphla; Soricidae
Gene: FANCL
Product: FA complementation group L
Exons: 15
Coding region: 1-1173 (390 amino acids)
Biological process (GO): interstrand cross-link repair; protein monoubiquitination
Cellular component (GO): nucleus; Fanconi anaemia nuclear complex
Molecular function (GO): ubiquitin protein ligase activity
Source: RefSeq, a predicted model, not a curated record
AUGGAGGCGGAAGCGGACCUGUUGCGCCAGUUCCCGCUCCUUCUGCCCCAGAACCGGGCCAGAACCGUGUAUGAGGGAUUCAUUUCCGCUCAGGGAAGAGAUUUCCACAUUAAAAUUUUGUUGCCUGGAGAUUUACAAAUGAAAAAUGCAAGAUUACUAUGCAGUUGGCAGCUGAGAACAAUACUUAGUGGAUACCAUCAAAUAAUACAACAGAGAAUGAAGCACUCUCCUGAUCUAUUGAGCUUUAUGAUGGAGUUGAAGAUGGUCUUGGAAGUUGCUUUAAAGAACAAGCAAGAGCUCUCUAUUCCACCUCCUCCACAGUUCUACUCAAGUGUUAUUGAAGAUCUUGGAGUUUUGGGUUGGGAUAAACUUGUUUAUGUGGAUUCUUGCUUCAGUACCAUCAAGUUAAAAGCUGAAGAUGCUUCUGGUAGAGAGCAUCUAAUCACUCUCAAAUUGAAGCCAAAGUACCCUGCAGAAUCACCUGAUGUUUUUGUGGAUUUUCCUGUCCCUUUUUCCUUUUCUUGGACACCGCAGGUCACUGACAAACCCGAAAUGCAUAAGAAAAUUGCAAUUUUAUCCAUAAAGAGCUCUUUACUAAGUAUUCAUAGUCAGUUUUUGACAGCAUUAGAAUCACUGAAGGUGUUCUGGGAUGUUAUGGAUGAAAUCGAUGAGAAGACUUGGGUUCUUGAGCCAGAAAAACCUACACGGAGUUCGAAAUCACGAAGGAUUGUUAUAGGGAAUAAUGCUUCAAUAAACAUUGACGUAGACCCUCGGCAUCCUACUAUGCUUCCCGAAUGCUGUUUUCUUGGAGCGGAUCAUGUAACAAAACCCUUGGGAAUCAAGCUGAGCAGAAACAUACAUUUAUGGGAUCCAGAAAAUACUCUAUUACAAAAUUUGAAAGAUGUUUUAGAAAUUGAUUUUCCAGCUCGAGCUGUCCUAGAAAAAUCAGACUUUUCUAUGGAUUGUGGAAUUUGUUAUGCCUAUCAACUGGAUGGUGCCAUUCCCGAUCAAAUGUGUGAUAAUCCAAAGUGUGGACAACCUUUCCAUCAAAUAUGCUUAUAUGAGUGGUUGAGGGGACUACUGACUAGUAGACAGAGUUUUAACAUCAUAUUUGGUGAAUGCCCUUACUGUAGUAAGCCAAUUACCUUGAAAAUGUAUGGGAAGAAAUCCUGAAAAAAAAAAAGAAUUUGGCAUUCUCAUAAAGAACUGGAAAUUUGAAAAAUUAUCUUCAGAGAAAAUAUAUAGCAAAACACACUAAUAUCAAAAUACAG